Aspergillus candidus is the source of this 1258-nucleotide messenger RNA. Its product is annotated as protein transporter YIF1. The record is from RefSeq and is a predicted model, not a curated record. Gene Ontology annotation, biological process: endoplasmic reticulum to Golgi vesicle-mediated transport. Gene Ontology annotation, cellular component: Golgi membrane; endoplasmic reticulum membrane; COPII-coated ER to Golgi transport vesicle. The coding region runs from base 132 to 1193 and encodes 353 amino acids. NCBI's taxonomy places the organism in Eukaryota, Fungi, Ascomycota, Eurotiomycetes, Eurotiales, Aspergillaceae. The transcript has 3 exons.
CUUCUUCCUCCUCACCCUACCCCAUAACACUUUUUUUUUAUUUAGCAAUAAAUCAGCUGCUGCCGUCUCCAUCUUUAAGUGGAUUCGUGUUGUAUCUGUCCAUUUCACCCAUUCUAGUUGAUCGAUCCAAAAUGUACCGCCAGUCGUUCGCACCACCCCCGGCGCAGUCACCUCCACUUCACCAUCCAGUGCCUCAGCAUGUGUCUACCGUGCCUAUGAUGCGUUCGCCCCCUCCGCCAGCUCCACAACAGCCUCAGAUGGCGGGUUAUGGCAAUCCGUACCAGCCAGCCCCGGCGCAGGGUGGAAGUGGGACGUACUCCGAGGACUUGGGGGGGUUUAUGAAUGAACCCACGGCGCAGAUGGGCUUUCAGAUGGGAAAGACGGCCAUGGCGGCUGGUCAGGAUUACAUGGAGCAGAACAUCAAUCGCUAUGUGUCGAUCCCCGCUCUCAAGCAUUACUUCAACGUCUCCAACUCCUACGUCCUCAACAAAUUGGGUCUGGUGCUCUUCCCCUGGCGGCACAAACCCUGGUCUCGCCAGCAAGCCCGCCUGACCACCGCUUCGACCGGACCCAAUGGCCAGAUCUCGCAGCAGCAGUACUCGUCCAUGUUCCUCCCGCCGCGCGAUGACCUCAACUCGCCCGACAUGUACAUCCCGGUGAUGGCGCUGGUGACCUACAUUCUGCUCUCUGCGAUGCUGGCCGGAUUCCGCGGCCACUUCCACCCGGAGCUUCUCGGUUCGAUCACCACGACGGCCAUUGCGGUGAUGGUGUUUGAGAUCCUCUGUCUGAAGCUGGCGAUGUACAUCCUCAGCAUCAACAACGAGUCACAGCUUAUGGACCUGGUGGCCUACUCGGGCUACAAGUUCGUCGGGAUCAUCGCGACGCUAGUGAUGUCCGAGGUGCUGACCCCGGGGCGGGGGACCAACAGCUGGGUUGGGUGGGUGGUGUUUAUCUACACAUUCUUAGCCAAUGCGUUCUUCCUGCUCCGUUCUCUGAAAUACGUCCUCCUCCCGGAUUCGACGAGCGACACGUCGAUGCGGACGGGCUCGAUGCACACGGUGGCGCGGUCGCAGCGCAACCGUCGCACGCAGUUCCUAUUUGUCUAUGCCUACGUGGUGCAGUUCGUGUUCAUGUGGGUGUUGAGUCGGGAAGGGCCGUCGACGCAGGGAGGUGGUAGCGGGGGAUCCUCGUAGGGGUUGAUAGCAUAUAAUGAUAUUAGACAGACCUCACGACAGGAUACGGCUGGGUCUUUAUUAUA